Molecule: messenger RNA, 328 nt
Organism: Eutrema salsugineum
Lineage: Eukaryota; Viridiplantae; Streptophyta; Magnoliopsida; Brassicales; Brassicaceae
Product: inhibitor of trypsin and hageman factor
Exons: 2
Coding region: 38-328 (96 amino acids)
Biological process (GO): response to wounding
Molecular function (GO): serine-type endopeptidase inhibitor activity
Source: RefSeq, a predicted model, not a curated record
ACCAUUAUAUUGUUCAAGUAAAACUAACAAACUCAAAAUGAAUGGUAUAUGUCCUAUCAUUGAUCUUAUAUGUGAACCCUGCGACUGCGCAGGUAUUUCGUGCCAACCUCGAUUUCCAGGGAUGAAGGUGGUAUGGCCAGAACUUAAAGGAGUAAGUGGGCCUGUAGCCAAGAGAAUAAUAGAACAUGACAAUCCACAUGUUACUUGUGUUAUAAUCACUGAAGAUGAUGCUGUGAUACAAAACUGUUGUUGUAACCGUGUCAUUCUAAAAGUUCCCGUCGUUAACUGUCCUAAUGGUCCUGUCGUUAACAGUCCUCAUAUCGGAUGA